Ambispora leptoticha is the source of this 720-nucleotide messenger RNA. Lineage: Eukaryota; Fungi; Glomeromycota; Glomeromycetes; Archaeosporales; Ambisporaceae. The record is from the annotation of a GenBank genome assembly.
AUGAAACACAGUAAACGUUACCGUCGUCUUGGGCGAACAUCCGCCCAUCGUAUGUCCAUGUUUCGUAACAUGGUUACCUCUCUGAUAAGAUAUGACAGAAUAGAGACGACUUUGCCUAAAGCCAAGGAAUUGAAGAAGUUUGCUGAUAAGAUGGUAACUUUAGGCAAGAAAGGGGACCGUAGUGCUGGUGUGCGAGCUAGGGCAUUUCUUCGUGAACAUUAUAUCACUAUUCCAAAGCUCUUCGGCGAAAUGGCAGAAAGAUAUCGUAAUCGUGCGGGAGGGUACACACGUAUUCACAAAAUAGGAAAUAGGGAGGGGGACAACGCUCCGAUGGCAGUAAUUGAAUAUGUGGAUGCGCCAGGUGAUCUAAAAUAUCAAAUGCUCAUUAAAACUUUGGCUCGACAGGAAUUAGAGCCUGAACUUCGGAUUCCUACGGAAACACUUGAGAAUGGUCAAGGAGGUACGCGUCUAAAUAAAAGAGCGCAAAUUAGGUUACGACAGCAGAAUAAAUUCGAUCAUGAUGUAGAGAAAAUGAUGAAAGCUAAGGAGAUAUCGCAAGAGGAACUCGAAGAGAUGGUUAAUAAGGAAACUGAAGUAUUACUGAAUCAAAAACAAGAAGCGAAAGAAUUCAAGAUGAAAAAUAAGCUAAGGAAGAAAAAAGGACAUCUGUCUUAUGAUGCCUUGGAACUCUAUAACAUUCGUUUUCCCGAAAAAGAAUGA